This is a messenger RNA of Solea senegalensis (Senegalese sole), 5637 nucleotides long. RefSeq names its product gamma-aminobutyric acid type A receptor subunit gamma2 (gene gabrg2). The record is from RefSeq and is a predicted model, not a curated record. Gene Ontology annotation, biological process: nervous system process; signal transduction; regulation of postsynaptic membrane potential. Gene Ontology annotation, molecular function: GABA-gated chloride ion channel activity; inhibitory extracellular ligand-gated monoatomic ion channel activity; transmitter-gated monoatomic ion channel activity involved in regulation of postsynaptic membrane potential. Gene Ontology annotation, cellular component: GABA-A receptor complex; synapse; neuron projection. The transcript is spliced from 9 exons. Lineage: Eukaryota; Metazoa; Chordata; Actinopteri; Pleuronectiformes; Soleidae. The coding region runs from base 145 to 1293 and encodes 382 amino acids.
GAUGAGACGGCUAACAAGACAUGGGUGCUGACUCCCAAAGUAUAUGAGAGCGAUGUCACGCACAUCCUAAAUAGCCUACUUGACGGAUAUGACAACAAACUCAGACCCGACAUUGGAGUCAAACCGACAGUGAUUCACACGGACAUGUUUGUCAACAGCAUCGGACCAGUAAAUGCCAUCAACAUGGAAUACACCAUCGACAUCUUUUUCGCCCAGACCUGGUACGACAGAAGGUUGAAGUUCAACAGCACCAUGAAGGUCCUGCGUCUCAACAGCAACAUGGUCGGAAAGAUCUGGAUCCCGGAUACUUUCUUCCGUAACUCGAAGAAGGCGGACGCUCACUGGAUCACCACGCCCAAUCGCAUGCUUCGAAUCUGGAACGACGGUCGGAUACUGUACACGCUGAGGUUGACCAUCGAUGCCGAGUGCCAGCUUAAAUUGAACAACUUCCCUAUGGAUGAGCAUUCGUGUCCCCUGGAGUUUUCAAGCUACGGCUACCCCAGGGAGGAGAUUGUGUAUAAGUGGAAGAGGAGCUCAGUGGAGGUUGGCGACAUUCGCUCCUGGAGGCUCUAUCAGUUCUCCUUUGUGGGUCUGAGGAACACUUCUGAGGUUGUCAGGACUGUCUCAGGAGACUACGUGGUGCUGACCGUCUUCUUUGACCUGAGCAGGAGAAUGGGCUACUUCACAAUCCAGACCUACAUUCCAUGCACCCUAAUUGUUGUCCUCUCCUGGGUCUCCUUCUGGAUCAACAAGGACGCAGUUCCGGCCAGGACAUCAUUAGGAAUCACCACUGUGCUAACCAUGACCACGCUGAGUACCAUCGCCAGGAAAUCCCUCCCAAAAGUCUCUUACGUGACCGCCAUGGACCUGUUCGUCUCCGUCUGCUUCAUCUUCGUCUUCGCCGCGCUCAUAGAGUACGGCACGCUGCACUACUUUGUCAGCAACAGGAAGCCGAGCGCCAAAAAGGACAAGAAGAAGAAAAAUCCGCUCCUCCGGCUCUUUUCCUCAAAGCAGACACCUACAGUAGACAUCCGUCCACGGUCAGCCACGGCGAUUCAAAUGAACAACGCCACGCACAUGCAGGAGCGGGACGAGGAGUACGGCUACGAGUGUCUGGACGGGAAGGACUGCACCAGCUUCUUCUGCUGUUUCGAGGACUGCCGCUCCGGCGCCUGGCGGCACGGCAGGUUGCACAUUCGCAUUGCGAAAAUUGACUCGUACGCACGCAUCUUCUUCCCCACCGCGUUUGGUCUCUUCAACCUCGUCUACUGGGUGUCCUAUCUGUAUCUCUAAGCCCAGUGUGUGUAUCCAGCCUUAUCGUACACGUCAUUCUAUGUAUUCUACAUAUGCUCUGUGCCAGCAGAGGACAUUUUCAUGGAGGGGACCCUCUGAAACCCACCAGAGAUUUUGAUUUCAAGUAUUUUCUUUCUUUAACUCUCUGGUUUUAAUCUCUUAUAUCCGACAACUUUUAACAGACAUUGCAAAUGUUGUAGCAUUACACUUUACUGGCAUGGAGAGAGGGUUUGCGGAUGUGUAUUAAAAGCAUUGACUGUGUGAGCAAUUAACUAAGAAGUGUUUAAACAUGUUUAGUUUUGUAUUUCUUUCUUUCCACCAUUCUAUUAUUUAUUUUGACACAAUUACGGCAGCAAAAAUUAAAAAAAAAAAAUAGAUGUGUAUCACGUUAUGGCGCAGUAUGGUUAAUUGUGAAAUCAAAAUAUUAUUUAUUAUUUGUUAUUAACGUGAACAGUUUACUGUAAGUUUCAUGUUAUAAGAAGAACAAAGGUUUAUUGACGCGGGUCUAGGAUAUUAAAGAUAAGGAAAAACAUAAAUCAUGGAGCCUUCCAUGUUCCAGGAAUGACACGACCUCAAGCAGGUCAGACUAAUGUUUCCUUCGGUGCAGCUCCAUGCAUUUUAAAUUAAAAUCCCUUUUAGUGUCUGCAGACCUAUGGUCCACACAGAGCGAGGACUAUUAAAGCACACUUAGCUGCUCACCCAGAAUAAACCCUUACACUUAGCCAGUCACUCUUCACACAAAAGGGAAAAAAAACACCACGGAACAAUAUUAAAACUACAAUCCCAGUUUCAUCCACUAUGAUCAAUAACAGCCAAAUCUCUAACAAAGCAGGAUGUAGAACUUAAUUCAUCUCUUAUUUCCACAACUCAGUCUAACGACGACUUUCUCCAACUAUUAUUUAAAUUAUUAAGUUUAUUUAAAACGUAGUAUUGUCUAAUUCUCGAUUUUAUUUGGAAGUGAGUUAUUUCUUUCUUUGCGCUGUUUUAAAGUGAAUCAAAUGUAUUUGUGUGCUCUUAUCUUCAGUAUAUCCUGAUUUAUUUAUUGAUCUGAUGGCCCUCGUCUGCAUUGUACAGUACAUAUUGGUUGUAUAUUACUUUUCUACACUCAAAUAUGAUAAAAGUAAUGAACAAUCUAAUGUAUAUUAUGUGCUUUCUGAUUGCGAAUAUUAUGCCUUGCUUGUUUCCCCAGGACGGCAACAUUUAAGGUGUCUAAGAUCACGCCAUCAAUACUUACUUUUCUAUAUUUCUCUCAUGUUUUCCAAACAACAUAAAAUGAGUUUGUUUUAAUCUAAAGAUUUUUACUAUAAACUAUCCUGUUCCAACGUGAAAUACAUCUAUUUUUAGUUAGUAAUAUGCUGCCGUACACAAUAAACAAUUAAAAAUAAAGUAGAAAUUCAGAUUACAACACACAAUCAUCAAAAAGAAUGAAAAUCUGUCUCAUUGCUUUUCUUUUCUUUUCUUUUUUUUUACUGAACACAAUCAAACACAAAACCUAAAGCACUUUAAAGAGCUUUGAAUUGUUUGUUUUUCUUAAUGCUUAUUUAUUUUUGGUUUUAUUUGGCUGACGUGUUCGUUGGCACAAUUAUAUUAAUAUUAAUAUAAUAUUUCACGUGUGGUCGGACGGCAGUGACGCUGUGUACAAAUCCAAUGCUCAACUGUACAGACACUGUAUAUAUAUUUUACGAUUACAUAGUGGUUUACAUUUACUGCAUGCACAUUUCAGGCCAAAAAAAGAAAAGAUUCAACAUGUUUUAUGGUCUUCUAUUGUUGGAUAUGGAAACUAAUAAACAAGCGCUGUUGAUUAUCAUUCAGGAUUUAAUUAUACCUUCUUUUUUUUUAAGAAAAUUGGAAAAUUCGAUGAUAAAAAAGUUGAGUUACUCAUUUUCUUUGGAGCCGUUAGCGACAUAAAUAAAACAGGCGUUCGAUUCUUUUUUCCUUUUGCUGAUGAAAGUGAGCAACUUCUUACGAGACAGAAAGUACCACAGCAAAUUAUGUAAUUAUUAUCAUUAUUAUUAUUAUUAUUAGUAUUAAAACUUUUAUCUAAAUCUUCUGUCUGUGCUUCCCGUGAGCAGAGAUAUGAAUACAGCUGCUGUGUAAAACAGGUUGACAACUGCACUUAAGAAGAAUUAAGUUAGAAUCUAAGAUUACUAACAAGCUUAUAAUAUUAUAAAUAUAUCAAAUAAUGAAGAGGAUUAGGGCCACACAGGAAAGACAUAUUUGAGUUCUGACUUUAAACUCCGAAUUUUUGAUUCUGACUCAAAAUUAAGGUCAGAAUUCUGAGUUUAUAGUCAGAACUCAAAUGUGUUAUUUCUGUGUGGCCCUGAUCCUCUUCCAUAAGAAAGAAACUUGAGAUAUAUAUAUAUAUAUAUAUAUAUAAGUCUUUUAUAAAAAGGCUUUAAAUAAUCAGUGAGGAAACAAACACGAACAGAACGUAACGCAAGCGUCUGAACUGCAAACGCUCGCUACGAUAAAAACACAACUUUUUUGAUAAACGCCACGUAUGCAACGAACGGAGACGGCGCUCGAGUGUGGUAUUUGUAAACAUUUCAAAAGGACUGGGUGUAAAUCACGUUGUUUUUGUACAUGAAUUAUGAACAGAAGAAGAAGAAGAAGACGACAACGUUUGUCAGGCCCCUUGAAUUUUUUGUAAAAGGGAAUCUAUUUUGUAACCUCAGCAUUGUUAGAGUAUAUCAUCAUACAGUAUAUUAGACUCAUUGUAUUAUGCUGGAGCGAUGUAGAAUAUUUAGUAUUUAUUUAUUUAUUAAUUGACGGUAUUUAUUUAUUCACAUAUUUAUUCUUUUAAGGAAAAAAAAAAAAAAAGACGUACUUUACGUUGACACUGCCCUUGAAAAGAAACACAAAAAUGCUGUCAUUUAUAUCAAUUAUACAUUUUUUUGUUCGAUGUGUCAAUGGAGCUGGAGCUUAUUUAUCUUUGUGUUUUUUUCUAUGUUGUGAUCAAUGUGCUCUGCUCUCUGUCAAAUAUCUGUCAUCUCUGUCAAAGCAGUGAGUUGCGACAUCGCUCGUUGUGCCGCUUCCGACUUAUGGACUUCAAUAAUAUAAUCAUUUCAGGGGGGAAACGACGAAGAAGAAACACACACAAAAAAGAGUAUUUACUUGUCAAAGUGACAGUGUCACUGGUCUCUACUCUUUGCUCUCAUUAAUAAACCAUCACUGAUUAUACUAAUAUGCUUUUAAUACAUCAUCAUCAUGUAUUAUCCCUGAAGUUCUUUCACCUUUUGUAUUUAACUGUGGUCCUGUUGUAUAGUCUAGACCUUUAGUUUAGACGCCGUCUCUCGCACACACACACACACACACACACACACAGUAGCAAUGUCAUCAGUGUUCAGUGUCGUCGAAAGAGUGCUAACGUCUCAUAUAAAGUGCCAAACUGACACAUGCAAUAGAAAAUAUCCAACUGUCACGUCAUUUGUGAAUCCGAUCGUGCUGAUUUGUGGAUGUAAAGUUUCGCCUUUUCUUCCAGAAACAGCCACAGAAUGAACGUUAUGUUUCCCCCAGACGUGGAUUUGCAGGCGAUCUGUCUAUAAACGGAUUUAUUUUAUUAUAUAUAUAUAUAUAUAUACACACCUAUCUACUAACAGAGCAUGUCAUGUGUUUGAACAGCUUUGCAGCAAACAUACAGUAUAAAGAUGUUUUUUUGUUUUUGUUUUUGUUUUUUCAAAUGUCAGUUUAAAGCUUGUCUAUUAUAUUUAUAAGAUUUAUAUUCUGUGCACUCAUGUACAUGCAGAGGUUCCUUCCAACGUGUAUGGAAGGAACUAGAAUGUGUUAUGAUUCAGAAACGGGGACGUUUUCAAGAACUGGCACAGACUCAUGCACUGUUUGGUCUGGUACUUAUAGCCUCAUCAUUGACAUGUGUUUUGAUUUAUUGAUUGAUUGAUUGAUUUAUGGGCCCACAAAUGAGACAUUUAUGUAAAUGGCACAUGUAGAUAUUUUCUAUUGUUGUGUAUUUAUGUCAGAAAUGCAGAAAAAAAAACAAAAAAUAAUGCCGCACUGGAAUGACAGAGCUCAGUAAAAAAGGUAUCCAAGAACAAAAAUAAAUUUCAUAUGAUUCUCAUACAUACAUUAUGUUAGUCGUUUGCUAUCUAUGUACAUUUGGGUAUUGUUAUUAAAUGGGGCGUUGCUCAAUUCUGCAUAAUAUACGAUAAACGUUCUGGGAAAAACUCUGUUUUACAAUGAAUUCAGUGCAUUUAUCAGUGCAUAUGUUAUUAUUAUUAUUAUUAUUGUUAUUGUUACUAAAGUUCUGUUUUCUUGGUCCUUAAGAAGCUCAAGUUGCCAUGGAAGCGGUUCCCUCCUCCAUAAUUAAACCAAAAACAUAUGCAUACUCUA